Diaporthe citri is the source of this 777-nucleotide messenger RNA. RefSeq lists its product as uncharacterized. Bases 1 to 777 code for a protein of 258 amino acids. NCBI's taxonomy places the organism in Eukaryota, Fungi, Ascomycota, Sordariomycetes, Diaporthales, Diaporthaceae. The record is from RefSeq and is a predicted model, not a curated record. The transcript is spliced from 2 exons.
AUGAGCCUCGCACGAUCACUUCGGGGCUCAUGUGCCUGCAACAGGAACCAGUACCUCAUCAAGGCCCCCCAGGAUGCCCGGGAGGUGGCACAGGUGCACUUUGGAACCGACGCUUCUCAUCGCCUCGCCCAAGCCAGUCUCCUCUCGGCGCACAUUCGCAUCCCGUUAAACUGGUUCCACUCUGCGACCGUCGCCUACUUCCCGGACGAGACCGCCAGUACGAUCCGGCGUGUGUACGAGAAUCCGGCCGAGAACCACGCUCGACGCCAGUUCUGUGGCUACUGCGGCACCCCACUUACCUUCUGGACCGAGCAGCCGCGCGGCGAGGCAGACUACAUCCACGUCACCCUAGGAUCCUUAUGUCGAGACGAUCUUGGGGAUCUAGACGAGCUGGGUUUGAUUCCCGAGUCGCCGACUGAGGAAGGCGGCUCGGGGCUUCCUGUCAGAGGGGCCCUGGAGGCGGCCCAGCAGGCGAGCGAGGCGGAACGGGUAUCUGCGACACUCUCGAAUGCCUCGCAGCCAAUCGGCCGGGAGUCGCACGGCAUCCCGUGGAUUGAGAGCCUCGUGGAGGGUAGCAGCCUGGGCGGCAGGCUGAAGAGAGCCAGUGUGACGCGCCGGAGUGCCGACGGCUCAGCCUGGGCCCAGUGGCAUAUCGUCGAGUACAGCAACGACGGCCAAGUCGAGAACGAGCCUGGCGGAUCAUCCGGUAACAACGGGAAGCGGAAGCUGGCUGACAGGGACGAUGGCGAGGACAGGGAAGGUGCCGCUCAGCAGUGA